AUGGCUACAAAAAGUCCUGUACGAUGUGGAAUAUUUAUGUACUGCAUUUUCAUGUUUUUAUAUUAUGCUGACGCCAACACAUGCUCAGGAAGCAUUCAAGUACGAGCAAUGUCAGACAUGGAACCAAUAAAAUCAUGUAAAAGUUUUGCUGGAACGAUAUUGAUAUCCUCACUCCCAAUUUCUGAUUUGGUCAUUCCUGAUAUACAAAGCUUUGAGGGUACAAUAGAUAUCAAUUCUAACGAAAAUAUACGACGAAUCUCAAUGCCAAAUUUAGUAUCAGCCACACGUAUUUCGAUCUCAAAUCAAACCAUGUUAUCCACUUUGGAAUUCCCUUCUAUUCAAAAAAUUGAUACAUUAACGAUUAAAAAAUUACCAAGUUUAACCGAUUUAAGUUUCCCUACUAUGUUAAAUGAGACAAAGAAUUUAGAGAUAUCAGAAACGGGUGCAAGAGGAAUUCUCGUAUUGAGAGUAAAGAAAAUGUCAACUCUGCGAGUAGAAAAUAAUAAGCUGCUAGAAUUUUUGCAAGCUCCAAAUAUGAAAAGCGUUGAUACGAUUUAUCUUACAGAAAAUGGAAAGGGGAAAUUUGAUUUUACCGCUCCAUAUUUGAACAAUGUAAAUGACUUGACGGUUAAAAGUGUGGGCUCGCUUAGCUUACCAUCUCUUUCUACGGUAUCUAAUAACCUCGUGGCAUCAGAAAACAGCUUUUCUUCUUUCACACUCCAAAACCUCCGUUCUGUAACUGGUGGCAUGACAAUAGACAGCAACCAAAACCUCAAAUCUACAAAUUUCCAAGAACUUCAAACUAUUGGUUCUUCAUUAGUAAUAUCUAAUAAUCCAUCUCUCGAAAAAGUCAAUGGAUUUCCAAAGUUAGAGCGGAUAGGUGGAUCAGCAGACAUUACAGGAUCAUUUUCCGAGCUCGAAGUAUCAAAGUUAAAUGAAAUUAAAGGCGGAAUAAAUGUACAAACAAAAUCUGAACGAUUUAGAUGCGAGGAAGUUGACAAGUUUAAAAAUGAAGGUGUCGUUAAAGGGGAUACAACUGUUUGUUUAUCAGGCAUUAAAGAACCGAAAAGUGUUUUGGCACAGCCUCAAACAGGAAUUCCAGUGAAUAAUAAAACGGUUGGAGGUGAGACAAAUAAAGGAAAGGCGACAAAUACUUCAUCAACUGGGAAUAAAACAUUACUUCAUAGUGAUGGUGCUAAACAUAAGAUAAAUAACUUUGAUGUUCUUUGUAGAAUAAUGAUUGCCUUAAUUAUUGUUUACAAUCUCUACGAAAUUUAG
Molecule: messenger RNA, 1278 nt
Organism: Dentiscutata erythropus
Lineage: Eukaryota; Fungi; Glomeromycota; Glomeromycetes; Diversisporales; Gigasporaceae
Source: the annotation of a GenBank genome assembly